AGGACCCGGACGUGCGUGCCCCCCAGGUUUGGCUCUCGGAGGCCUCGGGCUGAGAAUGGCCCCAAGAGGGAAGAGUACAGGGAGGAACAAGAAGAGUGCGGCGGAGGGGCAGAGCCCAGACCUCGGCGGCGGUGGGCCUGUGCAGGGAGACUACCUGGUGGGACAGGUGGCCGACAGCUUGGCCCACGGCGGGCGCCGCCCCGGGCGGCUGGCGGCCCUCUUCUGCUCCGGGGAGCUACAGCGUCAGCCGGUGUACCUGCCCGUGCCCAAGGAAACCACCAAAAAAAGGAAACGGGAUGAGGAGGAAGAAAGUACAUCCCAAAAUCAAAGACCACUUUUGCAAGAACCUGCAAAAAAAGUAAAAGUGAAGAAACUUUCUGAUGCAGACAAAAAGUUGGCAAGCAGAGAAAAUGCUCUAGCAAGUGCUGAUUUAGAAGAAGAAAUUCACCAGAAACAAGGGCAGAAAAGGAAAAUUUCUCAAUCUGGUGUUAAAGUAGCAGAUAAAAAAAUACUUGAUGAUGUAGAUCACAUGGCUGUCAGUCAAAGGAAGAAAAUUCAGAUCAACCAAGAAGAAGAGAGGUUAAAGAAUGACAGAACUGUGUUUGUGGGGAAUUUGCCUAUCACAUGUAAUAAAAAGAAGCUGAAGUCAUUUUUUAAAGAAUAUGGACCAAUAGAAUCUGUACGAUUUCGUUCUGUGAUUCCAGCAGAGGGAACUAUGUCCAAAAAGUUGGCUGCAAUAAAACGUAAAAUUCAUCCUGAUCAGAAAAAUAUUAAUGCUUAUGUUGUAUUUAAGGAUGAGAGAGCUGCAACUAAAGCAUUGAAUAGGAACGGGGCCCAGAUUGCCGAUGGAUUCCGUGUUAGGGUUGAUCUUGCCUCAGAGACCUCAUCUAGGGACAAACGAUCAGUGUUUGUGGGGAACCUCCCGUACAAAGUUGAAGACUCUGCGGUUGAAGACCACUUUUUGGACUGUGGAAACAUCGUGGCAGUAAGGAUUGUGAGAGACCAACUGACAGGUGUCGGCAGAGGGUUUGGCUAUGUGCUCUUUGAGAAUACAGAUGCUGUUCAUCUUGCUCUGAAAUUAAAUAAUUCUGAACUGAUGGGAAGAAAACUCAGAGUCAUGCGUUCUAUGAAUAAAGAAAACAUAAAACAAAAUUCAAAACCCAGUUUGAAGAAUGUUAGUAAACCUAAGAAGGGACUUAACGUUGCUUCAAAAAAUGUAGGACAUCCUAAAAGUUUAUUUAUUGGAGAAAAAGCUGUUCUUGUCAAGAAGAAAAAGAAAGGACAGAAGAAAAGUGGACGAACUAAGAAACAGAAGUAGCAAUUUGAAGCUUUU
Molossus molossus (Pallas's mastiff bat) is the source of this 1333-nucleotide messenger RNA. RefSeq names its product RNA binding motif protein 34 (gene RBM34). Bases 56 to 1318 code for a protein of 420 amino acids. The transcript is spliced from 11 exons. Gene Ontology annotation, molecular function: RNA binding. The record is from RefSeq and is a predicted model, not a curated record. Lineage: Eukaryota; Metazoa; Chordata; Mammalia; Chiroptera; Molossidae.